Molecule: messenger RNA, 471 nt
Organism: Schistosoma turkestanicum
Lineage: Eukaryota; Metazoa; Platyhelminthes; Trematoda; Strigeidida; Schistosomatidae
Source: the annotation of a GenBank genome assembly
AUGGAUAAGGCGAACAAUCCACAGGGUGCUAAACCAAAUUUCGCAUCCGGUGGAAAAGCAGCACAGCCUAAUGCAAAACAGAUUAUGCUUGAUUGGUGUAAAGCUGUAACUAAAGGAUACGAGGGUGUUGACAUACAAAAUUUUGGAAGUAGCUGGGGUGAUGGUUUAGCAUUUUGUGCAUUAAUUCAUCACUUUUAUCCGGAUUCGUUUGAUUUCUCCACAUUAGAUCCAAAAAAUAAACGAGCAAAUUUUGAACUGGCAUUUGAAAAAGCUGAAAAGCUUGGCAAUGUUUCUCCGUUACUUGACAUUGAAGAUUUAAUGCGUAUGAAAGUACCUGACUGGAAAUGUGUCUUUACACAAAUUCAGCUGUAUUAUCGACGUUUCCAUUUGGAGGAAGGUAAAAAUGCAACUGUCCCUCCAACUGGUAUCCUUCCCAAAGCUGCUCCAAAAUCAGAGAAUACAGAUGAAUAA